This is a messenger RNA of Rubroshorea leprosula, 2127 nucleotides long. The record is from the annotation of a GenBank genome assembly. NCBI's taxonomy places the organism in Eukaryota, Viridiplantae, Streptophyta, Magnoliopsida, Malvales, Dipterocarpaceae.
AAAACCCUUUUUCUCUUCUCUGCCUUUACCUUCCCGCCUCUUUGUUAAGUCGUCUCCCUCCUCAUUCUCCUCAAUCCUCGUGCACUUAACAAAUAUCUUGAAAAAGGAUUUGUCUUUGACACACAAAGUGCGGAAAUGGGUCACUGAAAUGCGCGACAGGGAUGCAGAAGCUUUUACGGCGAAGCCCUUAUGGCCUUAUCCUCUGCACUACUGCCGCUAAACCUUCUCUUCCGUUUCUCUCCUUGCCCUUAACAAAUCUCUCUCUGGGCUUCAAUAGCAGUAAGGUCCUUCUCACAAUGCACACGGCGACUUUCCCUGGCGGUGGUUCGGCGCUCGCCGCUAAACUACCCGGAAAACCCUCUAUUUCUGCGCGGUUUUACGCCCCCACAUGCGGAAUUGAUCGAUGCUCCAUGGAUACUGGAACCCAUUUUCGGGCCUGGACGGGCCGUGUCUCUAUACGCCCCGCCUGGUGCCAUACGGGCGGUACGGAUGGCUUGGAUUCCACUGUGGAGGGUUCGAAGGGUUCUGGAGAAGAUUCCACCAGCCCGACUGAGAAAGGAGAAAAGGGUGAUGAAGAGAAGCCGAUUAGGCUGAGUAGGAAGCAUAAGGGUUCGAGUGGUUUGGUGGGGAAUCCUGACUUGUUGACGAUCCCAGGAGUGGGACCUAGGAAUUUGAGGAAGCUGGUGGAUAAUGGGAUUCAGGGUGUUGCCGAACUCAAGCAAUUAUACAAGGAUAAGUUCUUUGGGAAGGCCCAUCAGAUAAUGGUUGACUAUUUACAGACUUCUGUUGGAAUUAUCCACAGAAACCAUGCUGAGAGUAUAACAAGUUACAUCAAAGAGAGUGUUGAUGAAGAGCUGAAAGAUUCAAACUCAGAUGCAAAACCAAUCUCAAAAAAACGACUCACUUUCUGUGUUGAGGGAAAUAUCAGUGUUGGAAAGACAACAUUCCUUCAGAGGAUAGCAAAUGAAACCCUUGAGCUGCAGGAUCUUGUUGAGAUUGUUCCUGAACCUAUUAAGAAGUGGCAGGAUAUUGGACCUGACCAUUUCAAUAUAUUGGAUGCAUUCUAUGCGGAGCCACAAAGGUAUGCAUAUACCUUCCAGAAUUAUGUUUUUGUCACCAGGGUUAUGCAGGAGAAAGAGUCAUCUGGUGGAAUAAAGCCCCUCAGGUUGAUGGAAAGGAGUGUUUUCAGUGACAGGCUGGUCUUUGUACGUGCUGUUCAUGAAGCAAAUUGGAUGAAUGAGAUGGAGAUCAGCAUUUAUGACUCAUGGUUUGAUCCUGUUUUAUCAUGCUUGCCGGGGCUUGUUCCUGAUGGCUUUAUUUAUCUGAGGGCUAGUCCUGAUACUUGCCAUAAAAGAAUGCUGCUGCGGAAGAGAGCGGAAGAGGGUGGAGUGACACUAGACUAUCUCCGUGGUUUGCAUGAAAAGCAUGAGAGUUGGCUUUUCCCCUUCGAAAGUGGAAACCAUGGAGUGUUGUCUGUUCAAAAACUACCCCUUCAUAUGGAUAAUUCUCUACAUCCAGAUAUCAGAGACCGAGUAUUCUUCCUAGAGGGCAAUCACUUGCAUUCUAGCAUUCAAAAGGUUCCUGCUUUGGUUCUGGACUGUGAACCAAAUAUUGAUUUCAACAAAGAUAUUGAAGCAAAGAGACAAUAUGCACAACAAGUGGCCAAGUUCUUUGAGUUUGUGAAGAAAAAGAAGGAAGUCUCAUCCACAACAGCUGGUGAAGGAGGUCCGGCAAGAAAUCAAUCAGAGGUUUUACUUCCCCAACAAGGUGGAUUAUGGACACCAGAUGCGAGACAUUUCCCGGAAUCAGCCCUAAAAUCUUUAGAUUUCAGGCGAGCCAUGUCAUACUUAUCUGGCUAGACGGUGCCUGCUUCCCCUUUCCUAAUCCUAGGUUUAAUCAAGAUAUUAUCUGUUUUCUUUUGACGUGUCUCGGCGGUGAUAUGACCAUCUCCUGUAAAGUUCUUCUUUUAACCAUUAACCUUUAGGGAUGUAGAAAUAGAUGUAAACAUAUGUGGAAUGCUUGGAUGAUCUCACCUUUAACUCUUCUAAGUUAGCUUUAUGUGUUGAAGUGUUACCUGUAAUCUACUUGUUCGCUGAAUGAGUAAAUGGUUUGGGAUUGUAUUGCAUU